AUGAAUUCAGUACGUCACUCGCUCUUCGCCAUACGCAGCCCCGGGAUUUGUUGGGCCCCUAUACGCCACUUCAGCAGCAUCCCUGCCACGCGCGCCUGUCAUAAGGAGCCUUCUUCGAAUGGCCCACAGGAAGAAAAGACCUGCAAAAGUCAAGAGUCUAUCACGAAUAUCCCAUCGACCCCCUUAUCAACACUCCGUCUCCCGUUCUGGUCCUGUAAAUCCACCUGGCGAAGAGCGGGAAUCAACACUCUCCGCUGUCUAGUAGGCUGCACAGCUGGAGAUUUCUCUGCGUUAUGGAUUCUUCAAACCUAUUAUCCAGAGCUAGGUACGAGUAACAUCAUGGCUAUGUCGAUGGCGUCCGGUAUCACAACUUCCAUCAUCCUCGAGACAGUUCUGCUCCACUGGGGAGCUGACCAGCUUCCUUGGGUAAGAGCUGCUCGUACCGCUAUGGGUAUGAGCAUGGUUUCUAUGCUGGCCAUGGAAAUCGCAGAAAAUGCUGUUGAUUAUCAUUUGACAGGUGGAUUGGUUGCAUUCGGAGAUCCGAAGUUCUGGUGGGCGGCUAUUGUCUCGAUGGGGGUUGGGUAUUUGGCGCCUCUGCCUUAUAACUAUUUGCGUUUGAGGAAAUAUGGAAAAGCUUGCCAUUAG
Penicillium antarcticum is the source of this 645-nucleotide messenger RNA. RefSeq names its product DUF4396 domain-containing protein. The record is from RefSeq and is a predicted model, not a curated record. The coding region runs from base 1 to 645 and encodes 214 amino acids. The transcript has 2 exons. Lineage: Eukaryota; Fungi; Ascomycota; Eurotiomycetes; Eurotiales; Aspergillaceae.